AUGAGCGUCCAGUACAUCCAAUACAAGGGGAUAAAGUUCCCCCCUGGAUAUAACUCUGUGCACAGUCUUUGCUUUGCUGAGAACAAAUUUGAAGUGAGGGAUGAUGAUAUCUUCAACGUCACUUACCCUAAGUCUGGAACGGUGUGGAUGACUGAGAUCCUCAGCCUCAUCCUCAGCGGAGGAGAUCCAACCUGGAAUCAAAGUGUUCUCAACUCUCUGCGAUCUCCUUGGUUCAGCACACGGCUGGGCCUGGAGACGGCACAUAAUUGCCCAUCUCCGCGCCUGCUCACCUGCCAUCUCCCCAUUCAGAUCUUCCCCAAAGCUUUCUUUAACUCCAAGGCCAAGCUGGUGUACACUUCACGGGACCCCCGCGAUGUUGUGGUCUCCUACUAUUACUUCACAAAGAUGUGCCGUACCUAUGAGGAUCCCAGAUCCUUCGACCAGUUCCUGGAGAGUUUCCUGAGCGGGGAUGUGCCUCAUGGAUCCUGGUUUGACCACCUCAAAGGCUGGAUGGAGCUGGAAGGCAGAAGCAACAUCUUCUUCAUCAGCUAUGAGGAGCUGAAGCAGAACCUGCAGGGAAGCGUGGGACGCCUCUGCCAUUUCCUAGGGAAGGAGCUGGACGACGCAGCCAUCACCUCGGUGGUGGAGAACACCUCCUUGGAAGCCAUGCAGAGGAAUAAGAUGUGCAACUCUACGAUGCUGCCCAAAGAGCUCAUGGACCAAGAGAAAGGGACCUUCCUCAGGAAGGGCGUCUGUGGGGACUGGAAGAACCAUUUCACGGUGGCCCAGUCCGAGUAUUUUGACAAGGUUUACCAGGAGAAGAUGCAGGGAGUGAAAGGAACCUUUCCUUGGGAACAAACUGGACUGGUGAAGCGCGUUUAA
Euleptes europaea (tarantolino) is the source of this 882-nucleotide messenger RNA. RefSeq names its product sulfotransferase family 2A member 1 (gene SULT2A1). Gene Ontology annotation, biological process: sulfation. Lineage: Eukaryota; Metazoa; Chordata; Lepidosauria; Squamata; Sphaerodactylidae. Gene Ontology annotation, molecular function: sulfotransferase activity. Bases 1 to 882 code for a protein of 293 amino acids. The record is from RefSeq and is a predicted model, not a curated record. Gene Ontology annotation, cellular component: cytoplasm. The transcript has 6 exons.